CCGCCAGCCCGGGAAUGUUGCCCCCUGUACCCUAGUCGACAUGCGCCUUGUGGCAACCCUCCUGCUGCUGUGUCUCGCCGUCGUGUGCGGCGACCACAACCUGAGCUGUUACCAGUGUACUCGCAGCAGCAACGUCCAGUGCGGGCCGGAGAGUCUGCUGCCUUGCGCCUCCAACCGGGAUCGCUGUGUCACGCAAAUUACUAAAGACGCGACGUCGGGUUACCAACUGAAGAGGGAGUGCGGCCUCGGUCCUUGCCAGUUCGAGGACGAGAUGAUCAGCCGCGGCCUCGGCAUCUUCAGCAACUGCGACACCUCUAAGGACGAGUUCUUCUGCGUGUCCUGCUGUAAGGCGAGCGGUUGCAACAAGGACUCUGCGGCCUCGGUUCUGCCGUCCUCGGUUGCUCUACUGACAGCCACCGGUGUCCACCUCGCCUUACAAGCUGGCCGCUACUGAGAAAGUUCUGGAACUUGUCAACUCUCAACAGUGUUCUGAAACAGACAUUUUUUUCCUUCGGUAAUACACACAAACAGACCAUUGCACUACUAAUUUAACUUAUUACCAUAAUUUUUUACGUUAUUAUGGUGAUGUAAAAUGUAUCCCUUUACUAAUUAAUAAUGACGCAAGUUCGUGAAACUUGCAUCAUUAAAUUUAAUUUUUGCUCGGUAUAGAAAUCAUAGCAAUCAUUCAUCAAGCGAUGAGUUACCCAAAUGUAGACUGUAAAAUAAUACACAAACUGACUGAUUAAUUUAUUCAUGAAAUACUUUAAUUUUUGAAUCCACAUAUCGUACUGAAUAAAAACAAGUAUCGUAUGGUUUUAAGUAAAUUCAGGCGAACGUGCGAGACAGUAUAACAAUAUAUUAAUACUGCAAUAAUAUUGCUGGACCUGAAACAUCUUUUCGUAUAGAUCUAGGUAUAUCUUAACCACGGCCUGUUAUAAGGGUCCACAGUUAUAUUUUUUUACCCUGCCAUAUUUUAAUAGAUUUUAUACAUAAAGUAGAUCACUAUGUGUUGAAAGGCUUAUUUAUUAGCUUCCAUCUCCAUCCAAAGACUUCGAUUUGUACAACGUGGGUAGCAAGGUAGAAGGAUAUAUUUAUAAAAAUGAGUUUAUAUUUUUAUUUUUUUUAUUUUUAUUUAAAUGACUUCGAAAACCUAGAUUAAAAUUUAAAAUGUGUAUUUUAAAGUGGGAAUAUGUAAGUUCCUUAUUUAAAAAUCCUGUUAUAUUCUACGUUGAUGGUAAAGCUUUAAGAAAAUAAUAUUAUUUACGUCUAUGGUUUCGAAAAAACAGUAGGCACCAUGAUAUUUUUACUAUUUUUAAAAUUACCAUUGUAAUUAAUUAAACAUGCGUCAAUUGGUUCGGAAAUUUGAAUUGUUCCUUUACGAUAUUGUUGGUCAUACUAUAACAUAUAUUGGAUGUUUUGAAUUUUGGUAUUGUAAUAAAGAAUAAAGCUCAAUUUCUAAUU
Molecule: messenger RNA, 1461 nt
Organism: Homalodisca vitripennis (glassy-winged sharpshooter)
Lineage: Eukaryota; Metazoa; Arthropoda; Insecta; Hemiptera; Cicadellidae
Exons: 3
Coding region: 41-454 (137 amino acids)
Source: RefSeq, a predicted model, not a curated record